AUGAUUAAUGACCAAAGACUUCAAAACAUACGUGAAAAUAUAGCAAGCAACCUGAAUUCCCGACGAGACAAUAUGGAAAAUAAUUCAUCACAUUCAUCACCCGAAACAGAAAAUUCACAAGAAGUCGACGUUCAUCCAUUCAUUAUAGAAAGUAACACUCCCGUGCAUACACUUAACUUAACCUUACAACCUCAACCUGACGAAUCAGUGAUAUCCACUCAAGCCUCUGAACCUCAAAAAAACCAAGCAAUAGAAAAUAAUGACGCGAAAAGAAUCCAGGAACUGUUUAGAAUAGCAAUAGACAAAUUUCAGAAUACCAACCCAACUAAACGACCUUAUAUACCAAAACAAAAAACUUCUUAA
Molecule: messenger RNA, 363 nt
Organism: Parnassius apollo (apollo)
Lineage: Eukaryota; Metazoa; Arthropoda; Insecta; Lepidoptera; Papilionidae
Source: the annotation of a GenBank genome assembly